ACUUGCCAUGACUAGCCUCAGGAAAAGUUGCUCAAUGUUAAUGUUUGACAAGUAGGAAGAAGGGCCUUGGCUGCCAUAUCUCUUCGUCUUAGACAACACAACCGCACUUUUUCAGUUCUCCUUCUACUCAAGAGUUGGCUUGCUGCUUUGUGAAGGAAUUACAUAUUCAAAUCUGAAGGAGAAAGACACAAAGACACCAUGGAGGUGCUGGUGCUGAUCGACUUCGAGGGCAACAUGGCAGACGAGAUCACAGUGAGGAUGGGGGAUGUGGUCAAAAAGGUCACCAAGGCCAGCGAGGAGGGAUGGCUGGAGGGCGAGCUGGGAGGAAAGAGAGGCAUCUUCCCCGCUAACUUUGUCAAGGAGGUGCCAGUCUAUUUGAUAGGUGACAGCAAGAGGGAACCACGAAGCCUUAGAAAAACGAAGAAGAUGAAACAUACGAGGAAAUGCCAGGUAGAGUUUGCCUACAGCCCCAUGAAUGAAGAUGAGCUGGAGCUGAAUAUUGGGGACACCAUAGAGAUCAUCAAAGAGAUUGAAGAUGGAUGGUGGAUGGGGCUGAAAAAUGGCAAAGUCGGAGCAUUUCCGUCAAAUUUUGUCAAAGAAAUUUUUUCUCCUAAAGAUGGCAAACAGAAUGAGGGCAAGGCAAGACCCAAGCUCACUGAUAUGGUGUUCAAUAAGGAGAUAUCUCAGAGGGCAAGUGUGAGGAACAAAGCAAGAAAUGUGGUUGAGUGUUGCCAAGUAAUGUUUGACUACAAGGCCAAAGCAGAGGACGAGUUGGACCUGAAAAAAGGAGAUGUUGUUGUGAUACUGAAAAAGGAAGCAGAAGAUGAAGGCUGGUGGGAGGGAGAGCUAAACGGACGCUGUGGCUUCUUUCCUGAUAACUUUGUCAUGGUGAUACCACCAAUGGAUAGUCUGAAAUCCGGGACUGCAAGCCAACCACCUGAACGCAACGUAGACAAGAGACUCUCAGUCAAGACAGAGGCCUCAGCGAUGGAGAAAGGUGGUCUAGCAAAGACAAAAGAUGAUAAACCAGACAGUAAAGACCUGAGAAGCAAUCCUCCAACCAAAGUCAAGCUUCCACCAAUCAACAAGCCCAGCCCGCCGCCCGUCAAAGACAAACCUAACAAGGUUUUACCCAAAACCAACGGCGAUGUUUCAUUGAAACAACCAGAGGAGAAAGAGGUCGACCAGUUUGAUGGAGUGGAUUUGCAGACUGAAAAGCUGAGUCAUCCUACAGCAAACAGAGCCAAACCCCCGCAGAGAAGACCACCAUCAGGCCUGGUCGCAGCAAUCCAUGCGGCUCAGAGUGCCACUGACCAGACAGAACCAGAAUUAUCGCCAAAAAAGUUCCAGACAGAGAAAUUAGCUGGCUGGCAAAAGGGUACAGAAAAUCUCCUGCCCUCACCCGCAAAGCCUGAUCAUCGACCCAAGACGCCGCCUCCGGUUCGACCAGCACCACCCAAAGUAGUUGUGGAUGGCAGAACUGUGACGCAUAAAGAAGAGCCAACUGUGGAAAGCCUGCAGGUUGAGAUCAAAGAGCUGAGGAUGGCUCUGGAGCUGCUACAGACGCGACAUGAACGAGACAUGCAGGAAGUGAAAGACGAACUGAGGGAGGAGGGAAACAAACGACAGGCACUGCAGGAGGAAGUGCAAACUUUGAGGAUGAAGCAUUAAUCCCAACGCAGACUGUGACUGGGCUGCCUGUCUGACACUGUGAUAAGAUAACAAGAUGAAAUUUUUUCUGGCUUGGAAUGGGGAUGGAAAAGACAAACAAGCUCUCCCAGUGCAGACUCAUUAGCGAGGGCUAAAGUAGAAAACAGCUGGACAUAACAUCAAGCUAAUCUUGCACUGGACUGGUGAAACUUCGGACAAAGACUUUUAAAUGAUGUACUGUUAAAAGUUUUACAUAUUUGAAUGCUGGAAAUCACAAACAUUGGUUCUUAGUGGGUUUAGCUUUGUUGCAAAUUUAUGUUUUACACUGUUCUGUUUCAACUGUCCUUUUUAUGACCUUUAUUAUUGGUUUAUUGUACUUUUAACAUUUGACAAUUAAUGCCUCAGGCAAACAAUUAAUAUAUGCAGCUGUACAUAGGAGGAAAUAUUGUGAUGUCUUUUGCAAAGACGUAAAAUAUAGUUUUAAAGUCAUCCAAAAGUGCAUUGUUAUCUGAAUGUUAAUACCUGAAAUACAACUGUCGAAAAACAUGGGCUGACAUGCAGGGGAUUUUCUACACCAGAUUGUAAUGCUGCAUCAAUCCACUGGGGGGCACUGUAUGACAAUUCUACAUGAAGAGAAGUGCUAAACCUUUCAGUGAAUGCUGGAUUGUUCGAAAUGAACUGGCACUAAUGACCUCACAUUUGGAAUAAAAAGGAGCAAAUGUGUUAAGAUUAAAGAUUUAAGCAAAA
Dicentrarchus labrax (European seabass) is the source of this 2397-nucleotide messenger RNA. RefSeq names its product SH3 domain containing 21 (gene mnmip1). The transcript is spliced from 17 exons. Bases 199 to 1671 code for a protein of 490 amino acids. Gene Ontology annotation, molecular function: protein binding. NCBI's taxonomy places the organism in Eukaryota, Metazoa, Chordata, Actinopteri, Moronidae. The record is from RefSeq and is a predicted model, not a curated record.